UAUUCGUGUAGUGGAUGGUGGAAAAGAAGAAAAAGAAGUUUCUUCACUCGUUCCGCUCGUCGAACUUAUCGCCGUUUAUUUUCAUAUAUUUCCAUUAUUAAUAAUAAAAUAUUCCGAUUAGCAAUCAUUUAAUAUAAUAAACUAAAAACCUCUUUAAAUAAAAUCCAUAGUUCAGUAAUGUUUUAACAUUUCAAAAAGUAAAAAUAAUAAAAAUGGCCGCGGUAAAUGAUUGUUUUACAAUUGGAUCGACAGUGCUCUGUACGACAUGCUUCAACCAAGAAGUCGAAGGCGAAGUCCUAGCAUUCGAUCAUACUACAAAAAUGCUGAUACUAAAAAGCCAUUCUAAAACAUCGGAGAAACUGAACGAUGUAUUCGUUCUCAAUUUAUCGCUAUGCAGCAACGUCCAAGUGAUAAAGGAAUGCAAUGGCAAUUUUGUCGAGGAACCCCAGAAGUUGAAUUUAGAACAACUUAAAAUUCGACUGCGCCAAACAGUGCAAAACCGACAGACGUACAUAAAGUCUAAAAAUUCUGAAGUUAGUCCUGAAGCCCAGGAGCUGUACCGAGUUCUCGCAAAGAACUUCAAGAAUCACGAUGUCACCUGGCAAGGAGUUAACAUACAAAUAUUCAACGAGGUUACAAUUUCACCACCCUAUAGAUCAAAGAAUGUGGUUGGAAACACACAAAACCGUAUCUUAUGCAAUUAUAUUAAAAGAAUGAUCGAUCAGUUCUUCAAGACGCAAGCGUUGCAAGAAAAUAACGCCGUGGGCACUUCUUCUUCUUCACCAUUAUCCGCAACCGCUUCAUCAUCGUCUUCUUCAUCUUCGUCAUCAGCGCCAUCAACUUCAGUAGGAACAUCUUCGAAUAAUGCUGCAACCCCCUCGCCUGUUCCUAACACAUAGAACAAAAGCAAGAAAAUAAAAUAAUUAAAAACCAUACAAACAAAAAAUCAAAAACAUAAAAGGAGAAAAAAUUAUGUUCAACAGAAAAAAAACGCCCGGUUUAUUUUAAUUUAUAGUAAAAAGACAUUUUUCCUUCUUCAAAAGGUGGUCUUCGACUACCCAAGGAAACUUAUUUUUUUUUUCUUUUAUUGUAGACAUUUAUUUGCAAUGCAAUUUCAAAUUUGAAUACGUGUCUACGUUGAAUGUUCAAAAUUUUCUGGUUAAAACAAACAAACAAAAAUUAAGGUCCUCAACAGAACGAAGGCAUGUAGUCAACUAUGUACACUGUUUUUGAAGAAGUAUUUCCUUUUUUUAUACUUUAUUGUUGUAACCUUACUUUCAAAUCAAAAUUCCUCCAUUAGUUUCUUGUUUAAAAUUUAUAGUUAAUUACCGAGUGGGAAUAUCGGUUAGGAAAAAAAAGGAUUCCGAAAUAAAUUAUUUUUUAGCUUUAAGCUGGAAGACUAA
Molecule: messenger RNA, 1403 nt
Organism: Eupeodes corollae
Lineage: Eukaryota; Metazoa; Arthropoda; Insecta; Diptera; Syrphidae
Gene: Lsm12a
Product: LSM12 homolog A
Exons: 4
Coding region: 213-899 (228 amino acids)
Molecular function (GO): RNA binding
Source: RefSeq, a predicted model, not a curated record